AGGGCUGCGGUUUUUAUGGCACAGGUUCAGGCGCCGGUUUCCGCGCCGAACGGCGUUGCUCCCGUUACCGGAGGACCGCAGUUUAUGCUGGCAUCGCUCUAUGUCGGGGAUCUUGAUCCUACCGUUACCGAUGAACAGCUCUACCAAACAUUUAGCCAGGUGGCUCAGGUCGCUUCAGUAAGAGUCUGUCGGGACUUGGCUUCUGGCCGCUCUCUCGGCUAUGGCUAUGUUAAUUAUAACGAUCCUCGUGAUGCUGCUAGGGCAUUGGAUCUACUGAAUUUCACUCCACUUAAUAACAAGCCCAUUCGUAUCAUGUAUUCUCAGCGAGACCCUAGUCUUCGUAAGAGUGGUACUGCAAACAUAUUUAUCAAGAACUUGGACAAGUCUAUUGAUCACAAAGCAUUACAUGAUACGUUUUCUUCAUUUGGCAACAUCCUUUCUUGCAAGAUAGCUAUUGAUGGUCUUGGCCAGUCUAAAGGCUACGGUUUUGUACAAUUUGACAAUGAAGAAUCUGCUCAAAAUGCAAUCACAAAAAUGGCAUGUUGAUCAAUGAGAAGCAGGUCUAUGUUGGACCUUUCCUUCAUAAGCAGGAAAGAGACAAUGCUUUGGAUAAGACCACAUUCAAUAAUGUUUAUGUGAAAAAUCUUUCUGAGUCUACAACAGAUGAAGACAUGAAAUUAAUUUUUGGUGAAUAUGGUGAAUUACUAGUGCUGUAGUUA
Messenger RNA from Hibiscus syriacus, 719 nucleotides. Its product is annotated as polyadenylate-binding protein 2-like. The coding region runs from base 16 to 546 and encodes 176 amino acids. The record is from RefSeq and is a predicted model, not a curated record. Gene Ontology annotation, cellular component: ribonucleoprotein complex; nucleus; cytosol. Gene Ontology annotation, molecular function: poly(A) binding; mRNA 3'-UTR binding; poly(U) RNA binding. The transcript has 3 exons. NCBI's taxonomy places the organism in Eukaryota, Viridiplantae, Streptophyta, Magnoliopsida, Malvales, Malvaceae.